Messenger RNA from Chrysemys picta bellii (western painted turtle), 3669 nucleotides. RefSeq names its product zygote arrest 1 (gene ZAR1). Gene Ontology annotation, cellular component: cytoplasm. Gene Ontology annotation, biological process: translation. Lineage: Eukaryota; Metazoa; Chordata; Testudines; Emydidae. The record is from RefSeq and is a predicted model, not a curated record.
UCAUGCGUUCCUUCCUCCUUCACAGAUUCAGCCAUAAGUGCUGGAACUGGGGGUGCUCCCGCACCCCCUGGCUUGAAGUGGUUUCCAUCAUACACAGGGUUUACAGUUGGUUGAAGGCUGUCAGCAGCCCCGCUAAACACAUUGUUCCAGCGCCCCUGGAUUCCCCCGCGUGUUGUUUCCGUCACCGACACCGCGCUGUUACUGUUUGUCUGCGGCACGCAGCCUCUUGCUUCUCCCGUGGGAAUAUCACCAAUCAAUCAAUGUACCGGGUCCGCUCAAAAGAAAACGCUCCAUAGCCUCCGGCUAAACCCCUCAGCUCACAUGAGCGCGGCACAGACUCUAGGGCCCCCACACGGCGAGUGAAACUCAAGUGACAGAGGAAGGGAGACUCAGGACAUUUAAGAGACAGAGAGAACCCAGGAGGGUUGUACCAAUAAGGGGUUUACUUGCUUCAAAGACCUGCCUGAAGCUCUGCGUCCCCGCCGCCGUGGUUGCCCGGUGGCUCCCCUCCCACCUCUGCUAUGUUCCUUGGACCCCGGGCUUAGCCCGCUCUUCCCAUCCACUUGCUUUCCUCGCGGGCUUCCCGGGACAGCGAUCCCCGCCAGGGAAUCCGCGGCGAGGUGGUUCAUUACCCCUCCGCCAAUGGCAGCAGCCCCGCUCAGGUGGCUGGGGGGGGAGGGAGGGACGUGCACCUGGGCCUGCCCUACCCCAGGGCGGGCUAUUUAAAGCAGCCCCCGCAGGCCCAACUACCGGGACAGGCGCUAUGGCGGACGAGGCUAUGGAUAGUUACCUGUACUCAGCCUACACCCCCUACUCCUAUCGCUACCAGCCGCCCAAGGGCAAAGGGCCUCCGGGCGCCUGGCGGCAGCGGGGCACCUACUUCUCGAGCUAUGGGGACACAGCGGCGGCAGCCGCGGCCGAGUACUUCGAUAACUACCAGCGGGCGCAGCUGAAGGCGAUCCUGUCCCAGGUGAACCCCAGCCUGACGCCGCGGCUCCGCAAGGCCAACACCAAGGAGGUAGGGGUGCAGGUGAACCCGCGGCAGGACGCCUCGGUGCAGUGCUCGCUGGGGCCCCGCACCCUGCUUCUGCGGCGGCGGCCGGCCCCUGGGCUGCCCUCGCUGCGGCCCCGCGAGCAGGAGCAGGGCAGCCCCGCCACCACCAGCGGCCGGCCCGUGCGCUUCCCCAGGACCAUCGCCGUGUACUCGCCCAUGGCGUCCCGCAGACUCACCACCUUCCUGGAGAGCCCGAGCCCCGAGGACCCGGGGCAGGAGGCGGCCGAGGAGGAGCCGGAGGAGGCGGCCGCCGAGGAAGAGGAGCAGCAGAGCACUGAGGCGGCUGCCGUGCGGGCCAGCUGGGAGCAGCCCCCGGGGAGCAGCGCGGAGCCGCAGGAGCCGCGGCCGCCCCAGCAGCAGGAGGUGGCGGAGGAGGAGGCAGCUGCCCCGCGGCAGGAAGGCCCGGUGGAGGCCCCCGAGCCCCAGGCGGGGCAGCCCCAGGUCGCAGCCCCUCAGGAGCCGGGACAGGGCAAGACCCGCCUGCGCUUCCAGUUUCUGGAGCAGAAGUACGGCUACUACCACUGCAAGGACUGCAACAUCCGUUGGGAGAGCGCCUAUGUGUGGUGUGUGCAGGGCACCAACAAGGUCUACUUCAGGCAGUUCUGCCGGACAUGUCAGAAAUCCUAUAACCCUUACCGCGUGGAGGACAUCACCUGCCAGAGCUGUAAGCAGACCAGAUGCACCUGCCCUGUGAAAGUGCGCCAUGUGGACCCCAAGAGACCCCAUCGUCAAGAUCUCUGUGGUAGAUGCAAAGGCAAACGUCUUUCCUGUGAUAGUACAUUUAGUUUCAAAUAUAUUAUUUGACUGGGAUACUUCUUGUUUAAAGGAUCCUAGUGUAAAAUUGCAAUCAAAGCAGUUUUUUUCUUUUGAAAGAAUAUAUAAUAUGGUGGGGUAUGGCUGGGCAAACCUACAAAUAAAGGUAUGGCGAAGCACUGUUAUAACAGAUAAGGCAUGCUCAUGUCUACCUUCUUUGAGUAUGGAAGUUGCAACACUUACAUUAGGAAUGGGGGAGAAGGCUGUCAUACAAGGAAGAGUGUGCCUGUGGCUGACUUAUUGUUAUGGUGACCACAUCUAGCAGUUUCUGCUUCUGGAAGAGGCAGACAUGCUUUCCUAGUGACCUCCCUAUGCUUCAGGGAGACCUCUCUGGGGAGUGACUUAGGCAGCUGAGUCUCAAACAGAUUACUGGUGUAAACUACCUCUAUUGCUCUAUGUAAAGCAUCCAUCUCAUUUAACACAAGAAUGAAAAUCCAAUGGCAUCCUUCCACAAUACAGGCAAAUAUUAAUGUAGGAUUGCAAUUUAACUAAAUGUCCUACAGUCACUUACCAGUGUAGGAGUACAUAAACAUACACAACUUUCUUCUAUCAAUCACUUUAACAUCUGAAAGUUAGCAAUUCUUGACUAGGCAGAGGGCUAGUCCGAUUGUGAAACAAAAUGUGUAUAAUCCUAGGCUUGAGCUGAAGACAAGUAGCUAGUUCAGUUGUAGAAAUGGCUAUCACUAAUCUGAAUACUUCCAGGGGCUGUUGUAGCACUACCUUUAAUGCAACCCCUUAAUCUAAAAGGGGUAUGUCCUCCAGGUGUGCAUAGCUGUAAAGGAGAGAGGAUAAAAUGAAACAGCUGUUCUUAAUAGACUAAAGAUUUUCAGUGUCUGUUUUUAAUGUUUUGAUCAAUUUGUAAUUGAUACAGAUCAUUGUGGCUAUCAAUAACUAUCAUGGCUGCAUUUUUCACUUAUGGAGCCUACUGUGAAAUAGCUUACUUUAUUAGCUAAUCUGAUAGUGACUGUUAAUUUUCUCUACCUGUAUAUUUUUCAAACUGUAGACAAAAUCUUCUGUUUCCAAGAGUCAGUAAUGUAUAAUUUUUUUCUGUGAAACUCUCCUUUAAAGAUAACACAUUGCUAAUAACCAGCUUUCUUUUUGACUUGAUACACCCCAACAUUUAUUUAUUGACUGCAACACUAUUACCAUGAGGAAGGGUGGUAUUAUGUAGCAAUUUCAGAAGGAAGUUGUUAUAAAAGGAAACUGUUGCAUAAUUUUAAACAUCUUCCUUACUGACCCACAGCCACUAUCCUAAGAUGGAAAACACAAGAUAGGGCUGUCUGUAACUUCUGGAGGUGCCUUUAAACUCUGCCUGUACCUAGCACAUAUCCACAGUGCUUGGCUUCUGCCUGCUUGCAUGUGAUCCUCCCUUUCUCUAACUGAAGAAAGUCCUUAAGGUAUAUGAGAGGAUUUGUGGCACAGACAUGAACUGGAACCACAGUAUGAGUAAGCAGAACCAGGGAAUUGCUGUCUCCCAAUCCCACAAUAGCACAGUACUGGCCUGAAGUCACUGCUGCUGUAAGCUAUGUGGACCCUCUGUAGGAAGCAGCACUUAUUGGGAAAGGUACUCCUUUAUUAGUAGUAAACAUCAAUUUCUUAUCAAAUGUUGCAUCCUACUUAAAAGACUACUCUCUAUAAUUACCUCUAAUUAGUUUGAUGUAUGGAAUGUAGCUUAUAAGCAACUGGAUGAAAACUAUAGUGUUUUCUCCACUGCCCCCUUCCACUGUUCAUCAAGCUUGGGGUCAGAUUCCUAGGCAACAGUGCUACUGUAUACUGAAGACUUUCUUAUAUAUUAAAAAAAC